UUGUAUAUGCAAAGUGAUUGAAGCCAAGGAAACAUGCGAGCACAAGAAAUUUAUGUCUAUCACCCUCUUAUCAGUUUAGAUCUGGGUGGGGUGUUAGCUGAAGCUCUUAAGACGAUGUUGUGUGAAGAUAGACAGCAUGACAUGCUAAAGGCUGCUGCAUUUGUAAAACGUUUGGCCACAUUUUCAUUGGGCUUUGGAUCUGCAGAGGCCAUGGCUGCAUUGGUUACAUCGAAGCAUCUUCUUCAGAAGAAUGUGAAAUGCCGGAAUCUCUUGGAAAAUGAUGCUGGAGGUGGUUCAGUUUCAGGUACCAUUGCGAAAUAUCAGCCAUAUGCCUCAGACCCCAAUUUAAGUGGUGCUCUUUCUUCAGUCCUUUGGGAACUCGAUCUUCUCUCUAAGCAUUAUCACCCCGCUGUCUCGACACUGGCUUCAAGCAUUUCAAGCAUGACCAGUGCUAACAACCAAGUUUUUCUCUCUACUGUUUCUCCUAACAAGCUUUUCUAGAUUUGUCACUUGAAAGAGAGUCCUUCACCUCGCAGAGUCACGGCAUGAAACUGAAUAACAAGAGGAAAAGAGGAAGUGGGUCUUCCACAUCAGCCAUUACCGACCCUACUUCGGAUACAGAUCCAAUCGAUGAAGAUAAGGUGAGAAAUAAACUUUCUACACAUUUCAUGCUUCUUCGUGACAUUAAGGAGAAUGAAAGAUUGAGGGCUGAGUUAGAUCGUACUACAUCAUACCUACAGCUAUAUGAAGAACAUAAGCAGCAAAAGAAAAAAUCUAGAAACAUAGCAGGCAAAACUUAUAUUGGUUGUUGUUAUAUCACAAGUUUUUUUCUUUUGUAUUUUUUGUUUUAUAGUUACUAAAAAAUAUGAUACUGGAGGUUGAAAUUGGAAAAUGGCAAACCUGUGACCAUUUAUACCUUCG
Molecule: messenger RNA, 921 nt
Organism: Corylus avellana
Lineage: Eukaryota; Viridiplantae; Streptophyta; Magnoliopsida; Fagales; Betulaceae
Product: nucleolar complex-associated protein 3-like
Biological process (GO): DNA replication initiation
Cellular component (GO): nucleolus
Molecular function (GO): chromatin binding
Source: RefSeq, a predicted model, not a curated record